UUACUAAAUUAAUUAAGCUGUUCACAAACAACAGUGUAGGUCUCUCUAGCUCUAUAUAGCUCUCUCUAUAAUUAUAGCUAUACCUCUACUGAGCAGUUGAGCAAUGUAUAAAACAAGCAUACCGAGAUUUCUGCUAGCCUGUAUGGUUGCACAAGCAGCUUUUGGUAUCAUGUUUGAGCCUAUAAAACAAGAUCCUCCCACUGCUUUACCUGACUUAUUUGUCUCUCUCAUCUGCACCGUGAAAGGAGUAUCUCAUCUUUGCAAUAGUGAGGGAAUGAUCAUUAUGGCAGAAGACACAUUGGAAUGGCACAUUCCUUUUUGGUCUUUUCCUCUUUAUUUGGGAGUCAUCCCUGCCACAAGUCCGUUUGAUAACUUUACCCCUCAAAGUUUGACGUUUAUAGCCAACUGUGCCAAUGGAUCUCUGAGCUCAACUCUUACAUUUGUUGCAAACAGGGAAUUCAAGAAUACACCAUUUCAGUGUGCGUUGAGGAUGGAUUCAAACCACCCACUCAGUCUCAAAAAAGUUUGGAGUCAAGCAAUUGCUUUAAAUGUUACAGUGAACACUACCAGUUCAACAUGCCCUGAAUGCCUGAACACUACCUGUUCGACAUGCCCUGAAUGCCCAACACUACCACCGAAUACUACUGUCACAACUGAGCCUUAUGCAGUGACCUCUAUCACAGAGGACAAUAUCACAUGUACUAUGUGCCAGACUACAUGUCCUCCCCAUGGAGCCGCAUCGGAACGAUCAGCGUCAAUCUUCUCACUCAUACUACUCUUGGGACUAUUGAUUAUCAUGAUUGUGAACUUACUAUAGUAACGCACGAGCUUAAAUCAUCAUGUUUGUACAGAGUGAGUAUCGUCUUUUUGUUCCCAAACUAAUGCAGCUGCUAAAGUUACAUUCCAAACUAUAAAUCUAUCAUUUUAUGUUCCAUGUUUCGUAUUGCACUUUUUUCAGCACAUUUACUAUACUGAAUAUUAUUAUUGCACUUUUGUUUGCCGAUCAAAAUUACUGUCACAA
Molecule: messenger RNA, 1021 nt
Organism: Halichondria panicea
Lineage: Eukaryota; Metazoa; Porifera; Demospongiae; Suberitida; Halichondriidae
Exons: 6
Coding region: 104-817 (237 amino acids)
Source: RefSeq, a predicted model, not a curated record